AUGAAAAAUACGAGACUUGAUGAGGAAUUUCCAGCACUUUCCUCAAUAUCACGUGGCCCAAAUUCUCUUCCAACGAAUCCACCAAUACCAGCAUCUCCUCCACCAUCUAAAAUUGCUCAGGAACAGCAACAAAUGAUAAUAGAUUCAGAAAUAUAUAAAGACUUCACGCCAAACAGCGACAGUCAAUCAACUCUUAUACCAGAUGACUUUGGCUAUGCUUUAGACUCUGUAAUGAAUUUUAUUCCAGAAACACCAUACGAAAGCGACGGAUUAAUCGACGAUUGCUCAAAUGAUCAAAUGUAUCCAAGACCAUCUCACACCAAAUUUAUUCAGCCGGAAUUUUUCAAGAAAUAUGACAACGAUACGCUAUUUUUCAUAUUUUUCUACAGCCCAGGUACUCCUCAACAAUAUUUCGCUUCAAAAGAGCUAAAAUCGCGCGGUUGGGCAUUCAAUAUUACACAGAAAACAUGGUUCAGAGCUGUAGGAGAGCCUACAGAUAGUGAAUCAGAUUUUCAGACAGGAAAGUUCGAAUACUUUGAUCACAAGAACCCUGAAAGUUGGAUGAUACGUCAAAUCGAAAAGAAUUAA
Messenger RNA from Trichomonas vaginalis G3, 588 nucleotides. Its product is annotated as nuclear-transcribed mRNA catabolic process, deadenylation-dependent decay. Gene Ontology annotation, cellular component: P-body; CCR4-NOT core complex. The coding region runs from base 1 to 588 and encodes 195 amino acids. NCBI's taxonomy places the organism in Eukaryota, Parabasalia, Trichomonadida, Trichomonadidae. The transcript has a single exon. The record is from RefSeq and is a predicted model, not a curated record. Gene Ontology annotation, biological process: nuclear-transcribed mRNA poly(A) tail shortening; regulation of DNA-templated transcription.